Messenger RNA from Drosophila hydei, 922 nucleotides. RefSeq lists its product as uncharacterized. The coding region runs from base 241 to 585 and encodes 114 amino acids. The record is from RefSeq and is a predicted model, not a curated record. The transcript is spliced from 3 exons. Lineage: Eukaryota; Metazoa; Arthropoda; Insecta; Diptera; Drosophilidae.
UUGAAAAUUUGUGAAGAAUCAUAGAAUUUUUGAAAUAUGCGCACAGUUACCUUCCACACUUAACAUUUAUGUUAAAUCAGUAUAUCAUACACAGAGUUUAUUAAAUAAGUUCGCCGUACGAUGUAGAGUUGGCAAACCUAUUUAAUAAUUGGCCAUUGUUUAUUUCAAAUGUUAAGCAAUAAUCCAAAUUUUUAAUCAAAAUUGCGCGCAUUUUAUACAAAUAGAGAGAGAGGUAUAAACAUGUCUAUAGUCUUGGAUGUUGUGCAAAAGAUAGUCUUGUAUAGCGCAUACGAGCUGACCUGCGCCGCCGCCGCUCAGGUUCUGAGCAAGUGCCGAAUCAUACACGCAAGGAAAGGCGCAAAGUUCAAAAUGCCAAAAGUGAUGGAUGAUAGGAAGAUGGCAUACGAGAAGCCAGACGCGCCCGAAGUUCUAGAUCGUUACAAAGUGGAUCCCAAGCCGAGUAGCCAGCUGCUGGACGCCCAGUAUGCGAUCUCCCAACUCGACUUGACAUACAAGAAUUGUGGACCCAUUUGUCCGCCAAAGAGCUCGAUGAUGCGCUUGGCCAGGGAUAGCUACUUCUCGUAGACUCGCAUAUAGAAACAAAAGGCAACUUAUCGCAUAGAUAAAAUAACUUUAAUAGAGAGUAUGGAUGAUCCACAACUUGGAUAACAAAUUGAACAAUUAACUUCAUGGUGAAUUGCCCACAUGUCUUUAGUUCACAGAAGAGGUACAAAAUUAACUGCAACAUUUUCAGAAGUAAACAAGAAUUGGAUGAGCACACCGAAGUGUGCCUUUUAAUAUCGAUAAAUUGUUAUCGGAACUGAACCAGCUGAAUGAUUUGGCUCGCGGAAGCAUUUUGCGUUUACGUUGGUAUUCAUAACGGUAUUGGCUUUGCGGAAAGCCGCCAAAAUACGUAACAGAA